Rhincodon typus (whale shark) is the source of this 1845-nucleotide messenger RNA. Its product is annotated as collagen alpha-6(VI) chain-like. The annotation marks the transcript as partial. The transcript has 13 exons. The record is from RefSeq and is a predicted model, not a curated record. Gene Ontology annotation, biological process: extracellular matrix organization. Gene Ontology annotation, molecular function: extracellular matrix structural constituent conferring tensile strength. NCBI's taxonomy places the organism in Eukaryota, Metazoa, Chordata, Chondrichthyes, Orectolobiformes, Rhincodontidae.
UAACUGGAGACACGGGUGAGAAAGGAGAACCUGGAAUAGCUGGACCUCGUGGACUACAGGGUUUGGAUGGGUAUGAUAACAAUGGAAGGCUUGGAUCAAAAGGACAAAAGGGAGUACAGGGACCCCCUGGUUAUCCUGGUGUGCAGGGAGUAGAUGGUUUCCUUGGCAUCAAUGGCAGAAGAGGACCUAAAGGAAUAAGAGGACGGAGGGGAGACUCUGGCCUUACUGGUGAUCGAGGAAAUCCGGGAGAAGCAGGACCUCCAGGAAUAGGGGGUUUCAAAGGGCCACCGGGGAUCACACCUAUGAAACCAUGUGAACUUGUGACAUAUUUUAGAGAAAAAUGUCCCUGUUGUUCAUCAGGAAGAACAGAAUGCCCUGUGUAUCCCACUGAGGUGGUGUUCGCUGUAGACAUGUCUGCAGAUGUCACACAAGCCAUAUUUAAUAGAAUGAAGACUAUGGUCAUUAAUUUUGUGCAGGAUCUUAAAAUCACUGAAAGUAACUGCCCAACAGGAGCCCGUGUGGCGAUUCUUACUUACAGUUCCACGGCAAAAACAUUCAUCCGAUUCUCAGACUUCAGAAGCAAGCAAAAGCUUCUAGAAGGACUACAGAAUCUAGCUUACGAGAGAUCAAACAGCAGGCGGAAUGUAGGGACUGCAAUGAGGUUUGCUGCAAAAAAUACUUUCAAGCGUGUCCGCCAUGGUGUUCUAGGCAGAAAAGUGGCAAUAUUUAUUACUAACGGUCCAUCUCGUGAAAUAUCAGAGGUUACGACUGCUGCUUUGGAGUUCAGUGCCUUGGAUAUCACACCAGUUGUCAUUUCUUUUGCUAAUGUCCCCGAAAUUCAGCGUGCCUUUGAGAUUGACGAAACAAGAAUGUUUCAGGUGGUUGUGCUGUCAAGACAACGGCAAGAAGCACAAGAACAGUUACGCAAAGUCCGGUUAUGUACUUUCUGUUUUGACACAUGUGAACCAAAUGCCCAGUGCCAACAGGCCAUCUCUCCAUCUCCAAUCCCAAUCAACAUGGACGUAGCUUUUGUUGUUGAUGGCUCACGCAAUCUGAAAAUGAUGGACUUUGAGAGAAUAAAGGACUUCCUCAGCUCAAUGCUUGACACGUUUAUAAUCUCAAGAAGCCCGAAGACCUCGGAUAAUCGUGCCAGGGUAGCCCUCGUGCAGUAUUCGCCACCAGGUUACCUGCCCAGAUCUGGCCAGAUGCCAGUCAACCUGGAGUUUGGCUUCUUGAGCUAUGGCACCAAAAGCUUGAUGAAGAGACAUAUAGAGAAUUCCUUUAAAAAGUUAGAAGGCUCUUCAUGGACUGGCCAUGCUAUUGAAUGGACCCUCAAUAACGUUUUCUUAAGCGCUCCAAAUCCACGACGACAUAAAGUGAUAUUUUUAAUACUUGCAGGAGAAACCAAUGCCUUUGACACAGAGAAGCUAAGGGCUGUGUCAUUACAAGCUAAGUGUAAAGGUUUUGUGAUCUUCGCAUUCUUCCUUGGAAAGGAUGUCACCAGAACCAAUCUGCAGGAGCUUGUGAGUGCUCCUUCUGAUCAACAUUUAGUUCACCUGGAUCAUAUAUUGAAUCAUGAAAUGACAUAUGUCCAAAGGUUUGCACGAGCCUUUCUGAAAAGUCUCACACUUAGAAUCAACAGGUACCCAUAUCCAGCUUUGCAGAGAGAAUGUCAGAGAGCAGCAUUAGUUCGAUCUAGGCCAGAAGAAACACCACAAUCUUUAGAAGGAGCUGCAAGUGUAGGGGGACCAGAAACCAUACAAAUUGUAGAGGAGGAAGACUUUGAAGAAGAGAUGGAAUUCCCAGAAGGAGCAAAAGCUGAGAGUACAACAGACAUGAUUUAUG